CAUUUUUUAUAUCCAAAUUGGUAGUUUGUAUACUUUUCUAUUCAUCCUAUUAGUUUUGUAGUUUGGUUAAUAUUUGUUUAAAUAUACUUUCUUUUAUCUUCUGACAUAAAAACAUCAGACAGCAAAUACUAAAUUAGAGAAAUGGAAUUUAUCGAAAUUGUUGGAAAAAAUUUACACUCUGAAAUGUUUCUCAUCUCUUAAUAAUAAGAUACACACAAAAUUUUGCAUGAACAUUGGUUUCAAUAUUUUGCAAAUGACUUCUGAAUUUCACUUUAAUUGAAAAGGUAUUUUGUUGAAAUUAUUGGGUAAACAAGAUGUGGGAUCAUGAAUCUAGUCUUAUAAUUUUAUGUCUCAUGCUCAUUCCAGACAUAAUUGAUUUUGACCUUGAAUUCUUCAUCAGUGAAUAACCAUACUGUUUGAACAUUUGAAAACAUUUCAGCAAAAUGAUGAUGAUAAUCUUUAAUUGAUGAGUUUGUGUAAAUGAAUUCAGUUUUCACUCAAUUUGUAGUUUGUUGGACUGGUAUUUUCAUAAUUCCAUAUAAAUUACUCCAACUUCUUCAAAACGCAGUUGCCUACUGAGUGAUGAAGUUACUAAAGUAACAAUGUUGCAUAAUCAAAUAGCACCUGAUGUCAUCGUAUUGAAUUUUAUUUAAACACAGAGCUUCAAAUGGUUGUUCUGGCUGAAAUAGAAUGAAAUAGAAAUACAUCUUAGUUGUGUCAAAAGUGUCAAUUCCUGAAUGACUCAAAACAAUAUUGAAAAUGCAAAAUAUUUGGGAAUGUUCAAUUAAGAUUUAGGUACUUCAAUAUCAAACGAAGAUGUCUGUAUCUGAUGUCACUGAAUAUGACUACAGCUGUUUCACUUACACUGAAAUUCAAGAUUACUUGAGUGAAUUACGUGAAUUGAUGUCUUAUGCAGAAUUAACUAAUAUCAGUGAUGGUUCAACUGAAAUGGUAGUCGAUGAAAAACUAAGUAUUUUCAAUACUUUAAGCAGAGAACAGAAAGUAUCAUACAUCCAAAGAUUAAUGGAGGAACUCGAAACAACUAACGAGAAUAUAAGAAUGAAAGCUUCUCACGCAAUUCUUUUUAUCGCUCUUGGAUGUAUGGAUGUUCCAAUGAUCCUGGAAAAAGUUGAUAGAUUUUCUGAGGAGAACACAAUCCUUUUAUUUAAAUUAGGUGUGUUUCCUAUCCUUGUCAAUUUACUGAAUAUGGAAAGAAUUUCAACAAAAUACAGUGACAAACCAGAACUGCACAUAGCAUCCUUUCCAGAUUCCAGUCAUCUUUGUGUUUUGUUGAAUAUAGUGUCACUCAUUGUGGGACAAAUGCUCCUUCAAAAAAAGUCAGAGAAAUAUGGGCAAGAUGUUAAGAUCUUCAUCGAAGAAAGUUUAUCUGCGCAGGAAGAAGAUUCCUUAUUAUUCAUUUUAUUGGAUAUGAUGACAGAGUUUGCUUUGUCAGAAAAACCUGGAUAUCCCAUCAAAAAAAUUUUAUUGUUAAUCUGGAAAAUAAUAAUGAUUUCCUUCGGAGAUAUUAAAGAUCUGUGUUUACAGAAGCAAGCAAAAAGAAUCAGGUGUGGAUUGAACAAUAAUCAUUCAAAUCGAUUAGACAUCAAUACAGAAAUGUAUAAAUUUCCUUUUUUUCAAAAAGUUUCAACGGAAGAUUUGGAUGAAUACAUUCAUAUUAUGUCACUAAAGCAUCGAGAAAUGAAUACAACUAUAGCUGCUGAAAGUAUUGAAUCCCUGAAAAAACAUCUAUAUGUUUCGCUUUCAGAAUUGCAAGUACAAGAAAAUUUUCAAUUACGUGAUGAAAAAAUCGAAACUCUUUAUGAGAAUAUGUUGCCAAAAAUGGCUGUUUACGUAAGAAGCUUGCUGCAAAUUUUCCAGAGUUCUGUUUGUUCGCCAAUAAUGAAUUUGUAUAGUGAUAAAGACGAUGAAAUUUUGCCUAUGUCUUCUUAUACUUCAUUGAUGGUAUUAGGCAAAUUCCAAAUGUUCGAACAUAUGGAAAUUAUGAAUAAAGCAAUCAGUGGAAUUCUGUUGCUACUUCUGAAGCAUUUCAAGCUGAAUCAUAUUUACCAAUUUGAAUAUAUUUGCGAUGAAAUGGUGUCAUGUGAUGCAAUUCCACUCAUGAGAACUUAUAUAGAGACAGCAAGCGACAUUUUCGUCAUUUUCACAAAAACCUUGAACCAAAGAAAUUUGUAUACCUGUGUCAACGUUUUGAGAAUUCUCAAUAAACUGUUGAAGGGAAAAUACUGCCGAAUGGUUAUAUUUAUGGGGUUGAAUCACAAGCAUCUCAAUUCGCUGGCAUCAUUGAACAACAAACAUUUAGAAGUGUACAGUUUAAAACUGCUUAAAAUUCUGUCCAAACUGUUAGGGAGGAAGUGGCGUCAAGAUAACAUAAAAGUUAUGAAUAAAAUUUUUCAGAAUGUUAGGCAUAGACUUCUGGAAGACUGGAAUUCGAUCUUUCAGAAUAAUAACGAUGAUGAAAAAUUGUUAGAACAAAAAAUCAAUUUCUUCAACGCUUGUUACACAGAUAAUAAAAAUGGCAAAUAUACCGAAGAUGCAGAAAUUAAAGUUGAAUUGACUGAUUAUUUCAAAAGAAAUUAUGAACGCUGGUUGGAAGAAGAGGUGUUUAAAAAUCCCUUUGAUUGGGAUAUUCUUCUGAAAUUAUGAAUAAUAAAGUAGUCGAAUAUAUGUGUAUUAUUUGAGUUCGAUUCUAUCGUAUGUGGAAUUAUACAGGGCCUGCAACAGUGCUCUAUAUCUCAAGUUGGAGAAAAGAUAGAAAU
This is a messenger RNA of Harmonia axyridis, 2777 nucleotides long. Its product is annotated as striatin-interacting protein 1-like. Gene Ontology annotation, biological process: cytoskeleton organization. Bases 817 to 2664 code for a protein of 615 amino acids. Lineage: Eukaryota; Metazoa; Arthropoda; Insecta; Coleoptera; Coccinellidae. Gene Ontology annotation, cellular component: cytosol. The record is from RefSeq and is a predicted model, not a curated record. The transcript has 2 exons.